Messenger RNA from Quercus lobata, 525 nucleotides. RefSeq names its product F-box/kelch-repeat protein At3g06240-like. Bases 1 to 525 code for a protein of 174 amino acids. Lineage: Eukaryota; Viridiplantae; Streptophyta; Magnoliopsida; Fagales; Fagaceae. The transcript has a single exon. The record is from RefSeq and is a predicted model, not a curated record.
AUGCACACCAUUGCCUUAGCACGUGCUUUGGCCUUGUAUCACAAAAUCUUGUAUUUUGGCCUUAAGCCUCAACCCAACACCUUCGUUUUCAACCCAGCUACCCACGAGUCUGCCCGAAUACCCGAUGCCCCGACUCCUUACGGGUUCGAUCACACUAUUUUGGCAUAUGGGUUCGGUUACGCUCCCUCUAUCGACGAUUACAAGCUCGUCAAGGCCGUCAACGCACCUCUCGUGGUCGUGUUUUCACUGAAAACCAGCGCGUGGAAAUUGGUCGAGGGCUUUCACUACGAGAAGCCGACUGAGGUAUGGGAAGGCCCACUCCCAUGUGGGACUCAUCUCAACGACGCUCUCCACUGGGUAUUCAAGCUUUGCGGCGGAGGUGAGUGUGUCAUCGCCGCCUUUGAUUUAGAAACCGAUACCGUUUCGAGAAAUGUCGGUACCGGCAAUUUUGUGUCGGGUUUCAUCACUGGGUUUUUGAAAGGGUGCCUUUGUUUGAUGGAUCGUGUCUUUGGUCUAAGGCGUUGA